Messenger RNA from Zingiber officinale, 842 nucleotides. RefSeq lists its product as uncharacterized. Bases 78 to 842 code for a protein of 254 amino acids. The transcript is spliced from 6 exons. The record is from RefSeq and is a predicted model, not a curated record. NCBI's taxonomy places the organism in Eukaryota, Viridiplantae, Streptophyta, Magnoliopsida, Zingiberales, Zingiberaceae.
CUCAAAACACAACUAAUAUUGUUGAUGAUGCAAUUAGCAUUGUGUUUGGCAAAGAAGCUCGGGGUAGAGUGCGCGGAAUGGGCUUUGGAGUAACACCAUCGAAAGUUGGAGCUUCUGUGCAACAAAAUAGAACGGUUCAACAACUUCAAACUAUAGUACAAAAUGUUCAACAACAAAUGCAAGAAAUGAGGCAACAAAAUCAACUAGAAAUGCAAGAAAUGAGGUCUAUGUUUUUACAAAGUAUGAGACAACAAAAUCAUCCAGAACAGAUUGCUAGUGGUGGCAUUUGUAGUGGUAUUGGGAAUGAAUUUGGUAGCAAUAGCGAUAUCAAUAUUGGUGCCAAAAAAUCAAAUUUGAGAAAUGUGAGUCGUGGAGAUAUCUGUGCUAAUACUAAAUGUAAGCUGCUUCAUUGGUCUGCUGAAGAAUUAGUUGUUGCAGAAGGUCGAAUUUUGUGGGAUGAGACCCUAGAGAUGGUCACUCAUUUACUCGACGUUCUACAAUCCUAUCAGGAGUUGGAGGAGACGAAAGCCGAGACGGAGAAACUAAGAGCUGAGGUUACAACCAAAGCAGAGCAAAUGCGCUUGACGCUGCAAGAGUUGGAUACAGUUAAGAUGGAGGCCUCCUCAGAGAAGAAACGGAGGAAAACGUCCUCCACUAAGUUGGAGUGGGUCAAGUUAGAGAUUCAAAAGGCUGAGCUGGAGGCCUUGAGGGCCAAGUCCGAUAUUUGGAAGGCUGAGAUGAAUAUCUGGAAGGCUGAGCUAGAAACCCAAAAGGUUAAGAUGGAGAGCAAGGAGGUGGAGCUUGAAGACUAUCAAGCUAGAGAGAGGGUGUUGGGUCGCUAA